Messenger RNA from Lotus japonicus, 839 nucleotides. Its product is annotated as probable WRKY transcription factor 12. The record is from RefSeq and is a predicted model, not a curated record. The coding region runs from base 120 to 722 and encodes 200 amino acids. Lineage: Eukaryota; Viridiplantae; Streptophyta; Magnoliopsida; Fabales; Fabaceae. The transcript has 4 exons. Gene Ontology annotation, molecular function: DNA-binding transcription factor activity; sequence-specific DNA binding. Gene Ontology annotation, biological process: regulation of DNA-templated transcription.
CGAGAGAAAGAAAGUUAUAUAUAUAGCUAGCUAGCUAGGAAGAAGACCAAGUAGAAGAGAAAAGCAAAUUAUAAAGUGCAUCAUCAAAUUGAGAUUGGAAUAAUCUUAAAAAGAGAAACAUGGAGGGAGAGAGAGGUGUUCCCAAUUAUGAGCUUCAAGUUUCAUUCACCAACACCCCACACAACAUCCAAGAAAUAGGUUUUGCUCACUUUGAAGAAAACCAAGUCCUUGGUUUCAUGUCACCCUCUUCACAAUCUCAAUCUUCUCAGCUCUCUCAUAAUGAACUGGUCACCAAAACAUCAUGGAAUCAACAAGACCAGGUGGGAACUCUGGAUCCCAAGACUAUAAGUGAUGAAAAUUGCACUGGAACUGUUAGUGAUGGCAACAACAAGUCAUGGUGGAGGAGUGCAGGUGCAGAGAAAGGCAAGGUGAAAAUGAGGAGGAAGCUUAGAGAACCGAGGUUUUGUUUCCAAACAAGGAGUGACGUAGAUGUGCUUGAUGAUGGAUACAAAUGGAGGAAAUAUGGCCAGAAAGUUGUCAAGAAUAGCCUCCAUCCAAGAAGUUACUACCGCUGCACCCAUAGCAACUGUAGGGUGAAGAAGAGGGUUGAACGACUUUCAGAGGAUUGUCGUAUGGUGAUAACCACUUAUGAAGGUAGACACAAUCACAUACCCUGCGACGACUCAAAUUCAUCCGACCAAGAAUGCUUUACCUCUUUCUAAUAUAUGUGAAGAUCAGUAGUGAUUGCAUGAAAAUAACACAAUGUCGUUUCACAUGAUCCACAUAUAUUUUUUCACUCAAUUAUAUUGAGACACUCAAUAUUUUUUUAUAAGUAACAU